Messenger RNA from Lactuca saligna, 1317 nucleotides. The record is from the annotation of a GenBank genome assembly. Lineage: Eukaryota; Viridiplantae; Streptophyta; Magnoliopsida; Asterales; Asteraceae.
AUGUCUUCAAAAUCUAAAGGAUCUACAUCAACUACAGGAAAGAAUACAAGAUCUGUAAUGACAAAGAAUACUAUCAGAAACCUUAAAGGAAUUUCUACUGAUCAGAAAGAAACAAAGAAACAUUCUACAGUGGAAGGAAAACCAAUAGAAAAAAGAGGUAGAAGGAAGAAAAUUAAAGAAGAUGGUGAUAGCACAGAAGAUGAAAUUGAAGCAAAGCCAACAAAGAAAAGAGGGAGAAAGAAGAAAAUUAAAGAAGAUGUUGAUAGUACAGAAGAUGAAACUGAAGGAAUAUAUUUGUCUAGUGUGAAUGAGUGUGAGGAAGACAAUGAGAUUAUUGUCCAAUGGAAACAACAACAUCCCGAUGUAACAAAAUCGCAACAAACUCUUUGUGAACUUAUAGAAGUGUCAGAAAUUGCAGAUGAAAUGUUUGUGUUAAAUUUCAUCACAUUGUUUGUCAAUACAAUGAUAGAGAAAAAAGCAUGUGGAGGACUUCAUGGAAGCCAAGAAACAAAGGCGUUUACUAUGCUGGGCCACUUCCAUUCUUGCUAAAACAGAAUUGAAAAAACAUUGGAACAUGCACUUCAAAAAUAUGCAGAUGAUAAAGAACUAUGUGGAUGGUUUGAAAGGUUUGUGAACAUUGAAAAAGUGUUGAACAAAAACGAUGUCGAAUCAUUAAGAACCAAAGAAAAAGAAAAUGAAAAUGAGACAGGUGAUGAAGAAGCUACAAGAGAAAGAGAAUUUGAAAAAGUGUUGAAUGAAAACAUUGUUGAAUCAUCAAGAAUAAAAGAAAAUGAAAAUGAGACAGAUGAAGAAGAAGGUACAAGAGAAAGAGAAUACAAUAAUCCAAUAUUUGAAGAUAAUAUUCCAAAGACACCAAAUAUGGAGGAUGAACAAAAUGAUUUUCUUACCAAUGAAUCUCAAGGAGAAGAACCUUACCAAUCACCUUACAUGACACGAACAGUUGAAGUGAGAAAAAAGUUAGAAUCUGUUGAGACAAGGAUUUCAAAAUCCAUAUUCUCACUGCAAAAGGAUGGGAAUGGAGGUAUGUUGAUGAGACAUAUUGAAACUUUCAAAGGACAAGGGCCAAAUAAGUGGGAUUAUGAGAUUGAAAAAUAUCAAAAGCAGCAGAAAAAACAAUUGACAAAGCUUCGAUCAAAAUAUGUUACAAAGAUCUUGGUGAAUGAUAUCAACAUCCACAACAAGAUAAUAGAAGAAGGUCUUGAGUUUGAAAAGCCGACAAAAGAAGAACAAAAACACGUUGUGAAUCAUGCAAUGGAGAACUAUGAGGAAAGGUUUCACUUGUUUGGUCAAGAUUAA